GGCUCUUGAUUUUUAAGUUUGGCAGACCCCACACUAAAUACACAUAUCACAAUCAUCACGGAAAGGAAAAUACAUUUGCUGAAUACAUCUCUUUUUGCGUACAUUCUUUGUACAAAAUAGUCCUGUUUCUUUUCAAUUUUUUACUGCUUUAUUUCAUUAUUUCGUAGUUUGCAUUUUGUAUUUCUUUUGAUUUCUUAUCAGCAAACUUGUAUCAUAUCUUAGCAACAACCCCCUGUUUAUCAUAAAACCCUUUCAUCUCUUUCCAUUUCCUUUUCUAUUAAAAAUCCUUCGCAUUUUAAGCUUGAUCACUUACUUAAAACUGCAGUGACUCAAUUGACAGUAAUCUUUUAAUGGGUCAUCCUUUUGACGACAGCAUGAAUCAUACUAGCAAUCCUAAUUACUUUCUGAACGAUGACUUUCAAGACUUACUAAAUUUUGAAACAGCAGCUACGACAACGAUGAGUCAUAGUUUACCUUCAGAUUUGAUUAUGGAUGCUUAUUCUCCAUCGCCGCCUACAACCUCUUCCAUCACAACCGCCACCUCAAAUAUAUCACAGCAACAACCACAUCUCCAGACACAACCCAGUAUUGUAUUAAAUUCCGUCAUGGAAGAACAUCAUCAUAAAAAAGAAGAUAGUAAUAAACAGCAAGAGCAGCAUAUUUUGCUAUCAGAUCCCAAUUUUUUGCGACAACAACAGCUUUUACAAGAACAACAAGAUAAAGUCAAUAAAAUGAUGAUGCAACAACGUCAACAAGAAUUACAACAACAGCAACAACAAGAGCAACAACAACUACAACAACAACAACAGCAACAGCAACAGCAGCAGCAGCAACAACAACAACAACAAAAGUCAAACCUGUCAGCUAUGUUGGAUAUCAAAAAGACGCCGAUCACUACGUCACCUCAACUUACACCCAUCAACUUGAUCAGUAGUCAACAACAAAAACGAGAAAUCAUGAAUAAAAGACCAACUCAUAUAAAUAUACCAUUAUCAGCUCAAAGUUUCAUGCCGUCGGCAUCGGCCAACAACAGACCUGUAUCAAAUAAUACUAACACGGUGGAUCAUCAAAGAAGAUUCAACGAACUGCAAGCGAGAUUCAGAGUGAAUAAUUAUACAAAAAAACCAUCAAUCAAACAGCAACAACAGCAAGAUAAUUACUUAUCAACAUCUAUAGGUGGUGGACCAUCGUAUGCACCAACAGCCAAGCAAAAUAAUAGGCUGUCCUCUUCUUAUACGGAUGGUUUAACUAUGAAUCAUACUACUUUAAGAAGGAGAUUAUCCCUGGAGCCAUCAACCAGCAAAUCACGUUUCAAUAGAGAUGGUGGUAAGAUCAAGGUGGCUGGUGGUAGCAACAACAACAAUAACAACAAUAACGCAAAUAAUGACAUGUUAAAAUCCCCUACUAUGGAGAACAGUAGCAUUAAAUCACCGUUGUCGUCGUCCUUUCCGUCGCGUACCAUGCCUAUUCAAAUUCAACGUGUUCAGCGAUCUAAUACAAACGCUAAUAAUAGUGGGCUAGGUGGUAUUAUAAACAGUGGUAAUAGUAAACAUGGUAGCGGCAGUAUAAGCUUUCAAUCUGUAUUUGAUCUAGAACAACGCCAAAAGAAAUUGGAUGAUCAAUUGUUGAAAGUUGAUUUUGAUGAUAUCACCGUGGCUGAAUUAAAAGAUAUGCUGAGGCAGCGUGGAAAACCUGCUACUGGAAAAAAAGCAAUUUUAGUACAAAGAUUACAAGAAGAACGUGAUAUGAUUCAACAUGCAAGAGCCAAUGGAAUAUCUAUUCUAAGUAGAAAUCAUCCAGUGAAUAGGCAACAACAACAACAACAGCAGCAGCAGCAGCAGCAGCAACAGCAACAGCAAUUGUUUACAAGCCCCCAUCUACAGCAACAGCAAUUACUUUUAAAUCAAUCACCUUUGAUGGGUAACAAUCAGCAUUUAGGUACAUCAUUACCCGAUUCUCUUUACUUAGCCAGUUCGCCUACGAUGAGUUUGAAUCAGUCUAUUGCAGAUAUGCACAUUGGAUCUCCUCCCCCUCCGUCACAGCCACAACCACAAUCACAACAACAGCAACAACAACAAUUUUACCAUAAUUCAUCCCUAAAAGUACCAACUCAUCAUAAUCAUUCACAAUUCUAUUCUUCUUCUGUUCCCACGGGAAGCCUAGACUUGAUUAUGAUGAGAAUGCACCAACAGCAACCCAUCAAUAAAUAUGCUCCAUUUACAUCAUCUGCGUUAGCAACGCCACCUGCGCAGGAGGAAGAUGAAGACGAUGUUAAUAUGGUAGAAAAAAACAGCAUACAUACUAAUAGAAACAGCAUAGACAAUAGCAAUAUUAUGUCCAUCAUGAAUAAUCACACUAUAAACAAUACAACUAUGGGUUGGUCCACCCAUCAUCAUCCCCAAUUAGAUGAAUUUUUAUUGCAACAACUACAACAACAACCACAACAGCAAGAUAAUGUAUUAAGUUCUUCAGAUGCUUUAUUGAAUGACAAAUCAACAGAGGAAUUAUUAUCAUUUCUCAUGUCCAGCCAUGAACUAUUCAGUAAUAAUGUAAAUAACGACCAAGAAAAUUGUGGUGGCAUACAGAUCAUCAAUUCAAAUAACAACGACAAUUAUAACAAUAUCAACAACAAUGGAAUUUUACCACCAGAAUUAGGAAAUGCCAUGUUUGAUGACCCCAUUAUUUAUGCCGAUAAUCCUAAUACUAGCAACAGCAACCAUAACAAUUUUUGAUUUUCUAUAACAAAAAUAUGCAUUUCAGUAUAGGUAGCAAUAAAGUUUGCUGGCCCUUGUAUAUUAGCUUUUUUUUCUUCUAUCACUUUUAUGUAAUGGCUCACUUGAUUCUGUAGAGUUUCCUUUUUUGAAAUUUCUGAACCUGAAUAUUUUGAUACGAC
Messenger RNA from Mycotypha africana, 2893 nucleotides. RefSeq lists its product as uncharacterized. The record is from RefSeq and is a predicted model, not a curated record. Bases 351 to 2732 code for a protein of 793 amino acids. Lineage: Eukaryota; Fungi; Mucoromycota; Mucoromycetes; Mucorales; Mycotyphaceae. The transcript has a single exon.